Molecule: messenger RNA, 489 nt
Organism: Caenorhabditis briggsae
Lineage: Eukaryota; Metazoa; Nematoda; Chromadorea; Rhabditida; Rhabditidae
Exons: 4
Coding region: 1-489 (162 amino acids)
Source: RefSeq, a predicted model, not a curated record
AUGAACGAGACCGAUGAAUUAUACGAGAUGUCGAUGACUAUUCCAAAGGCUGAUGAAGAUGACGAUUUUGCACUUAGAAUACGUUCUGAAAAGUCAAUUCCAAAUACAUUGUCAACACCACCUACAGUAGUCCAUCAUAGGCAUCACCAUCAUCAUAAUCAUAAAAAGAAUCGACGCGAGAAAAACGAGGAGCUUUGUCAGAAUCAGCGGAAAAUAGUCGAGUUGAAUACCCAGAGUCACGAGUUUGAUCCUCCUUUCGUAGUAGAAGUGAGAUGUCUAAAUACUCAGUCAUCCAAUGGAAAUGUAUUUUCCGGUCAAGAACAGACGUGUUUCAAAGGAAUGUUACGAUGUGUACAGCAAUAUGCAGAUGUCCACGUCUCCCGUCGUAGUGUCGGCUCCAUCCACUGGCAUCCCUAUACAAUUUCCGAUGUUCCCGUAUCUUGCCAAUGCAUGUGGCCCGUCGACCGAUACGGUCAUCAAGAAUUCUAG